AAAGGCUGACGGGUUAGGUUUAGUAAAGUUCUGACCUGGUGCUGAGUGGUACUCUGGAUGAACGCGUGCAUCUGGUUAUAGAUGCGGGUGUAUGUUAGCAGACAAGGCUAGCCAGCCAGUCCAGCAGAUUAGCCCCUCUAACACAGAGGCUGAGCCUUUAGCACUGACAGCUAGCAGCUAACAGAUAGCAGCUAACAGCCAGCAGCUAGCAGCUAACAGCUAGCCUUGUAGCGCUCAGUCAGUGUGGAUGAAUGGGCUCUGGGCUCUGUUCGCUCCCCUGCCCCGCUCUGCGCUCCAUUACCGUCUCUGCUUGGAUUAGAUGGUUGUGAUUCGUCCAUGCUAGUGAGCUACCGUUAGCAGCUGGCCUAGUGGGGAACGCUCCUAAUGACUGGAGGGCUAACAAGUAACGCCCAGUUGUCCAUCUAACACCAUGGGAAAGAAGAGUCGAGUGAAGAUUCAGAAGUCGGGCUCAGGAGCCAGCACUGUGGUUUCCCCCAAGGAGAUGAUGAACCUCAUCUCUGAACUGCUGCAAAAAUGCAGCAGUGCAGCACCCUCUGCUGGUAAAGAGUGGGAGGAGCACAUCCAGAUCAGAGGCCUGGUGGAGAAGAUUCGCAAGAAACAGAAGGGUAUGUCGAUAGUGUUUGAGGGCAGCAGAGAGGACUACCUCCCAGACUUGAUGUCCUGGGCUCAGGAAAGCGGGGCCUCCUGUGACAGCUUCACAGUGACUAACUUUGGAACGGAGGGCUACGGCCUGCAGGCCACCAGAGACAUCAAGGCAGAGGAACUAUUCCUGUGGAUUCCCAGGAAGAUGCUAAUGACUGUGGAGUCGGCCCAGAACUCGGUACUGGGUCCUCUGUAUAGCCAGGACAGGAUCCUUCAGGCCAUGGGCAAUGUGACGCUGGCCUUCCACCUGCUGUGUGAGCGAGCCAACCCUGCUUCAUCCUGGUUGCCGUACAUCCGUAGUCUUCCUCAGGAGUACGAUACGCCACUUUUCUACCAACAGGAAGAGGUGCAGGUGCUGCUGGGCACGCAGGCGGUCCAGGACGUCCUGAGCCAGUAUAAAAACACUGCACGCCAGUACGCUUACUUCUACAAACUGAUACAGACUCAUCCCGCCGCCAGCAAACUGCCCCUGAAGGACAGCUUCACAUUUGAUGACUACAGGUGGGCAGUGUCCUCGGUGAUGACCCGCCAGAACCAGAUCCCUACAGAGGACGGCAGCCGGAUCACUCUGGCCCUAAUCCCCCUCUGGGACAUGUGUAACCACACAAAUGGACUGAUCACCACCGGCUACAACCUGGAGGAUGAUCGCUGUGAGUGUGUGGCACUGCAGGACUAUAAGGAGAACGAACAGAUCUACAUCUUCUACGGCACGAGAUCCAAUGCUGAGUUUGUCAUCCACAACGGCUUCUUCUUCCAAGACAACGCCCACGACCGAGUAAAGAUCAAGCUGGGCGUCAGUAAGAGCGAACGCCUCUACGCCAUGAAGGCCGAAGUGCUGGCAAGAGCUGGAAUCCCAGCGUCCUGUAUCUUUGCUCUGCACUGUAAUGAACCCCCCAUUUCAGCCCAGCUCCUAGCCUUCCUCAGAGUCUUCUGCAUGACAGAAGAGGAACUGAAGGACUACCUGCUUGGAGAUCGUGCCAUCAAUAAGAUCUUCACCCUGGGCAACAGCGAGUUCCCUGUCAGCUGGGAGAACGAGAUCAAGUUGUGGACUUUCCUAGAGACCCGAGCUGCUCUGCUGCUCAAGACCUACAAGACCACAUCACAGGAGGACUGCUCCAUGCUUGAGAAACCUGAUCUGUCUCUCCAUUCCCGCGUGGCGAUCCAGCUCCGCCUGGCCGAGAAGCAGAUCCUAGAGAAGGCGUCGGCCAGUGGACGGGCCAAACGUCUUCACUUCGAGGAGAAGCUGGAAGAGGGCGCUCCGUUGCCUCGGUACGAGGAAAGCGAUAUCGCUUUGCUGGAGAACACUGACACAGAUGCAAAGCUUCCUAUUAUCCUACGCAACCUGGAGGAGGUGGAAGAAGGCCAGGAGAUCCAGGUGGAGGAACACAGUCACCUCCUGAAUGGAGAGAAGGCUGUGUAUGGUAUGGAUAUGGAGGCUAACGGAGAGCCGGUGCAGGAGGAGACUCAGGAGAAGGUCAGCAAAGAUGUUAAUUCAGCUUUGGACUCGAUUGGAAGUUCAACCCAAAAGGGCCAAAGGGAAGUGGCCGACCUAAGUGCCAGUCGAACUGAAGAUAAUCCCAAAGAGAACAGUGACUAAAUUAAUUUCACUUACUGCCACAGCCCAUGCUAUUUAUUUAUUUUUGUGUCUGCUAAAUGACACAGAAAUAUAGAAGCUGAAAACAAAAUUGAAUUGAAAGUGGCAGAACCUUUCUGACUGGACGUUCAUCCAGCGUGGCUUUUCUUAGUUGUCCGCAGCUGAACCUGUUUUAAAUGCUGUCAGUGUGUCCCUCAGCCAUCUGCGCAGAACAGCUCUAAAAUUAGUUGUUUUUUUAAGUUUGAAACGUAGGUUUACAUCAUAACAGUUGGAGGCUUACGGCAUAGGAAGAAAGCAAAGGGGGACACCACAAACUGAUUCCAGCAAAUUGUUAGGUGAAGUGAAAAAAAAGAAAAUGGAGUUAGGUGAAUGUUAUUUCCACAAAGCCAAAAUGUCUCCCUAAUCUCGUGAAUUGCUUGAUUUAUUACUGCGGUUUGCCCCAUAUAUGUCCAGUAUGCUUUGAGUUGACAAUCAUACUCUCUAGUGCAUUUUGGGGUGUGCUACUGAGUUAAGACAUCACUGCCCUCUAGUCCUUGUUUUCUGGUUCAAAUCAUUUCAAGCAAAACAUCAAAUUAUUCGCCCAAGAGAACACUUGUUUUAAAUCGCUGGUCACUGUUAUGGUUUUGGUAUGACAGGUCAAAAUGGAAGAUGGUUUUUGCUUUCUUAAUGAAGAACUUUUUUUUUUUUUUUUUUUUACCAUCAAGUUGUACAUUUCCCGUCAUUACGUCGUUACGGCCCUUAUUAAGAAACAAUGAUUUUUGUUUUAUUGUGUUUUCAAACGUAUCUUUAUGAAUGUACUCCGUUUACAUUGCAGUAAUAAUUAUCUUCAGAUGUCUCCAAAAGGAGUGCUGAGUGACCCAGUGAUCACUGAGAAAGCCAUACGCACCACUGAGGACUCAAUGAGACAGAAGACGAUGACAUUAUGUGAGUUCUCCUGUUGGGAGCUUUUUGCUCCACUGAUUUUCAACAUGACACUUUUUGUAUGAAAACCACGGAAGCGCCGUCAGCACGGUUCUUACACUCUUUAGCUUGUGUUGACUGUAGGGGUGGGCCCCAAUAACUCUGUGCACUGAUACAAAGAGCCACUACUGACCGAGUCCCUGAUAGUCAAUACUACAAUCAUUUGGCCAAGAUUCUUAUCAGUUACAACAUUUGACCUUAUUGUGGUUGUGGGUACUUCCAGUUUAACCCAUUUACCUGAACUACCUAUUUGGUCGUGAAAAAGUGAAGUGAAAUUCAAACAUCAUAACCUAAAAUGUCCAUUAACACACUCAUGACUUUGUGUAGCUACUUUGUGCUUCAACUCUACUACAGUAAAGGACUUUACACACCGGGAGCGUGACGAAUAAACAACAUGAAAAUGUGUUAUACUCGCCUGCGAAUAUCAUAUGUCUAGGGCUUUUAUUGUGAAAGGUAAGAACGGAAGGAGUGGAUCUGGUCAGAGCUGCUUUUGUCAAGCUUGAAAGUAAUAAUAAAGUUUGUAAUGGAUCGGACUACGGAGCCUCCAUGUUGUUGUUCUAGAAAUAUCGGCAUAACUCAACCCGUUCCGCACAUCGUGUUUGCCUUUAUUGGCUAUGCUAAAGCACCGAAAAUCAACCUUGUUCUGGAAAAAAAAUGAUGAGGCUUUUUUGUGUUGUAAUAUUCACGUUCUGUGUGAAAGUACUCAUGACAAAAAGAACAGUUCGAAAAAAUAUAUUGAUGUGCAGAUUAAUCGCACGAAAAAAGCGCUGCCCGUGUGUAAAGGCCUUGAUGCAGGGACAGAGGGGUUUAUGGUGGAACUGGAUGUGCCUCAAUAGCAGAACAACAACAGUUGCAAUGGCCACUAUAUCAAUCAUUGAUAAAGUUCAGCAAAAUCUCAAGUCAAGGUCCACCCACAAGUUGUUGUUUUUUUGAGCUUAUAACCACAUUUCACGGUCUCAAUGGGAACAUGUAGUUGUUGGUUAAGGUGUCAUCACGUAACCUGGGUCAGGUGAUAACAGAUGGUUGUAUAUAGGGCUGCCCCCUAAACGUCCAUGAUCCUAAUCAUCAGUUGAGAAGCCCCCCGAGUCCACUCGCAUUUAAUCCAAUCACUUUUUGUUUAGUGGCGUCAUUGUUGACGGAGCAACGCGGCAACACAGCAUGGCAGACUGUAAACUUUGACAGAGUUUUGUCUCAACGUGACUUAGAUACAAAGCUGUGAUGGACGCAGAGAGGGGUGAUGGAAGCGUUUCUGGUUGCUGCUCUGACGCUCUCAGCUCCUGCGCUGGAUGCAGCCAGGUCAGCUAAAUGACCUCUGAACCAGACGCUGGUUCAUGCUGCUCUUCUGCUGCCGUCCAGUGUGACUGAGUGAGUUCUGCUGACUGAGCUGUCGGCAGCCAAUCAGGAGAGACGCACACUUUUUAUUUCUUUGACUGUGUUGAGAUACGAUGUUCUUGCGGUACAGAUGAUCAACACAGGCAUUCAAAUAAGAGUGGUACUGUUAAAACAUGAGAUUCAUGUAGGCUGAUGUAGGAGUUUAUUGUGGAACUGUACUGUAAGUGGGCAGAGGCCAUAAAUGAUAUAUUUCGGAGACUUAUAUGUAAGGUGUAUUGGAUAAGAACAAUCUAAUAAUAUAUAAAGUAUAUAUAAAUUGUCACCUGAGUCUGUGUCGGCCUGAAGUGCAGACUCUCAUUCUGACUCUGGCAGGUCUCAGUCGUAUAUGGGGGAGAAGUCGUAACGUCUUCUGCAUUGGAUGUCCUCCAUCUUUCUCCCGACGUCCACUAACUCCAUGACUUUGACCCCUUCCCAGUCCUCUUACCAAUCAGGGUCAAAGUCAGUGGACGUCUGGAGAAAGAUCAAUCCCAUCUGACACCAGAGGUUACCAUCUCCAACCAUAUGCAACCACCUCGUAUCAUGCCAGUGCCAUAUUUACUGUAGGUCACAUGAUGACAUCUAAACCAACUUUAGGAAAACUGACCAAACUCCAUUUACUGAUGAAGACCGUGAGAUGUGGUUGAAAGCCCCAGAAAACACUAUUAAGUGUAGUUUAGUUCAGAUUAUCUUGACAAACGACUGUUCUCAAAGUUAAGAAUGAGCUUUAAUGCUCCCGACUGAUACUCUGGUAAAUACUGCACAACCACAGUAGAAUAAACAUGUUUCACUCUAGUUUCCUUCAAGUUGAACUGGAGUUCAAUAGUUCAAUAGUUAAAUAGGAAGUACGGAGGCCAAACUCACACCAGGAAUUAGCUCUGGUACAAAAUGGGCUAUCUUUCCUGGUUAUGCCCUCCUCUUAUCUUAAAGGCGACAUAUCAUGAAAAACCUACUUGUUCAGUGCUUGUGUUCAUCCAUCUGGAUAUCUGGAGUUCCUACCAACCCACGAACUGUGAAAUAAGACGACCCAGUCACUUUUUGUGGGCUGCCGAGAUCAGAAAACGGGAUUUAACACGCCGUUCAGAUUUGGCUCCCGUUCACAUGGAGGCUCGUUAGAAUGAGUAUCUCUACCUACAGCUUGACAACUACCUUUACAAAGGUGCACCAUAUUUUUCUCACAAGCCAAUCAGAGCAGACUGGGCAUUUUCAGGAGGGGGGGGGCUUAAAGAGACAUGCGCUAAAACGGAGCGUUUCAGACGGAGAGUGAAUACAGGUAUAUUCAGUAUGAGAAAAAAAUGUAAAAGUGAUUUUUGAACAUUACAACAUGUAAACAUGUUUCUAGUAGAGACCCAAAAUACAAGUAUGGACCUGAAAAUGAGCAUGAUAUGUCCCCUUUAAGUAAUUCCUUAGAUAAAUAGGUUAAAUGUGCCUUGUUGUCCACUAUCUCUACAGUGGAGCAGGUGGGUAAUACGUUAUCGCUGAAAGAAAUGAUAGCCAAAACUAUGAAAAUAAGACAGAAGACUUUCCUAAUUCCACACUUAGUGGGGGAGAAAGGGGACAGUUGUAUUCCUCCAAUCAGAAACAAGCUGUGAUGACACUGACUCUGCAUACAUAUAUGCCCUGUUAGGUUGUCUUUCUGCUUUCAAAUGACAGAAUAAGUCUGCAGAAACGGCUUUAAGGCAGUCUAUUUGCAUUUUUCCUUCAUCUUGCUUGUGCGCAUCUUGCAAAUAUCAAACCGUGACAGAAGCUUGUUUGCAAAUGAUUGACAGCUUCUUGUUCUCAAUGAUCAAUUACCUUUAUCGGCUCAAGUAGUCAUUUUCUGUUUUAUAGACUGAAUGGGAAUGAAUACACCCAACACAUUUAGCAGAGUCUAUUUAAAUGUAUUUUUAAUUACAGCAAAAUUAACAUUUAAAAGAUUUUUGUUAAUUAAAAAGAAAUUAAAAAAAACUUGCAGUAGAGUCAUUCUUUGAGAGUGUGAAGAGGUUUAUCUUUCUUUUUAUUUUGAUAAUUAAUAACAUUUAUCUACACUGGUUAAAUUCAUUUCAUUUUAAAAUCUUGCUUUGUUAAAUGUUCUAAUUUAGGUUUUACAUCUUUUGACACAAUACGGCGAUCAGUUUGGUAACCUGUUUGCGAUCAAUUUCAAUAUUUACAUACAAUAUUACAGUUAUAGACAUACUUACAGAACAUUUUAAGAAAAUACAGUACACUUAUUCUCUGUAUAUCUGAGAGUGAGACAAAUCCAUUGAUAUGAAUCUCCUGCCUGUGCAUGAAGUCAGGAGAGAAACCACCUCCAGAGCUCACUAAUUCACACGCUGUAACUUGUUUGUUGGAUCUGUACUAACUAGUUUUCAUUACCAAUUCUCUGCCAAUAUCAGAAAAUAGUGAACAAUUCCAUCAGUCUCCCAGAGCUCAAGGUAAUGUCUACAAAUUGCUCUUGUUUAGUUUUUUUACCUAAAUUCUAAAGAUAUUCAUUUUACUAUAAAAGACUAAGAAAACCAAUGUUGAAUGUCAAAAAUUGCUUAAGUGGUUAAUCGAUUAUCAAUAACUUUACCGAUUCAUUUUAUGUUGAUCGACUUAUCAAUCAAUCAACAAUAGUCUCAUACGAAAUGGGAAUUUUGGUUUUAGGGGGAGUUACGUGGUGGAAUCUAGCCUAGCUUUUUGCUAAGCUAGGCUAGUCACCUCCUGGUUCCAGGUCUAUACUUCUAGUGCAUAAACAGGAGAGCGGUAUUGAUCUUCACAUCUAAUUCUUAAUAAGGAAGUAAAUAAGUGCACACAGUGUUGAACUGUUUCUUUAAAGUUAUAGCAUGACCCCUCGGUAGUUCUGCUCCACAUGGUUUUGGAACUUCUCGACAAAUUGAAAUAAAGCGUUACAACUGUCCCUGGUCUCCCCUACUUGAUAUUUGCUCUCGCUGGAUUUUUAUAUUACUUUUGACACAUUUCAGCUCGUUAUCUGCUCUGACUGUCAGUGAACCUUGACUUUGGCCUGGUAAUUUCGACUCAACCACGUAUAUUGUGAGUUGGGCUCACAGUGGUGGUAGUGAAUAAUCACUGCCACGGUGUUCCCUCUCCAAGUGGUAUGACCAAAACUAGGAUCCGUUUACCUUAGGUCAGAUGUUUAUGACCUCUUUGUACCGCAUGAUGCUCUUGUUUGGUAUCACGUUUGAUGUGUCACUUGUCUUUCUGUGACUCUAGCACUUUUCCAUCACAAAUCUCUAUUUUUUAUGCAAUCAUGUAAUUUUAACAACCUUAUUGGAAACAUCUAGUUUGUUUGCUGCUUUUCUAAAAACCUCUGUACCAUUGUGUGUGCGUGUGCGUGUGCGUGUGCGUGUGCGUGUGCGUGUGCGUGUGCGUGUGUGUGUGUGUGCGCGCGCGUGCGAGCGUGCGUGCGAGCGUGCAUGCUCCUAGCUUUAACCAUAGACUCAACAAGUCCUGGGCGGGUACGUUGCUAUCCAGCUGAACCACACUCCUCACCAUUUCACCGUAUGCAGUAGUUGUGGGUUGAAGACCUGGAGUGUACAGUAACGGUAGAGCUGAUGAGGAAACUUGUCCUGAAGCUGUCAGAUUAAACUUCAUCUCACUUCUCA
Messenger RNA from Sebastes umbrosus (honeycomb rockfish), 8169 nucleotides. It is a transcript of the gene setd3, whose product is annotated as SET domain containing 3, actin histidine methyltransferase. Bases 431 to 2260 code for a protein of 609 amino acids. Gene Ontology annotation, biological process: peptidyl-lysine dimethylation; actin modification; peptidyl-lysine trimethylation. The record is from RefSeq and is a predicted model, not a curated record. The transcript is spliced from 13 exons. NCBI's taxonomy places the organism in Eukaryota, Metazoa, Chordata, Actinopteri, Perciformes, Sebastidae. Gene Ontology annotation, molecular function: histone H3K36 methyltransferase activity; protein-L-histidine N-tele-methyltransferase activity; transcription coactivator activity.